GAGGUCGCGCCGUGAAUGACCUUUCUGAGCCCAGGAUUUAAAGUGCCCCUAAAGCAUCGUCCUCUAUUAGUAGUUUUUAAGAAAAGAGAAAUACUCGUUUAAUGGCAUUUAAGGCAUCUAUUUGUAAGGCAAAGGUGUGCAUGAAACUAUGGAUGAUACAAGCACUUUAAUUGAUGUUAAAGAGUACCCCGAUACCGAGGUACAGAAAAACCGAGUACUAACUCUGGAAGAAUGGCGAGAAAAGUGGGUGGACGGCAAAAUUGGAUUUCAUCAAGAACAAGGACAUCAAUUAUUAAAGAAACAUUUGGAUACUUUCCUUAAAGGCGAGAAUGUUCUGAGAGUAUUUUUUCCUCUUUGUGGAAAAGCAGUUGAGAUGAAAUGGUUUGCGGACCGAGGACACUGUGUAGUGGGUGUGGAAAUCAGUGAGCUUGGGAUUCGGGAAUUUUUUACAGAGCAGAAUCUUUCUUACUCAGAAGAGCCCAUCAUGGAAAUUCCUGGAGCCAAAGUAUUCAAGAGUUCUUCAGGGAACAUUUCACUGUACUGUUGCAACCUUUUUGAUCUUCCCAGAGUGAACAUUGGCAAAUUCGACAGGAUCUGGGAUAGAGGAGCAUUAGUUGCUGUUAACCCAGGCGAUCGUCAAUGCUAUACAGAUAUAAUGCUGUCCCUAACGAGGAAAGGGUUUCGCUACCUCUUGGCUGUUCUUUCUUAUGAUCCCACUAAACAUCCAGGCCCACCGUUUUAUGUUCCAGAUGCUGAAAUUAAAAACUUGUUUGGUUCAACAUGCAACAUUCAUUGCCUUGAGAAGGUUGAUGUUUUUGAAGAACGACAUAAAAGUUGGGGAAUUGACUACAUUGUUGAAAAGUUGUAUCUACUUACGGAAAAGUAAAUGAGACCAGUAAAAACAAGUAAUAUCAA
Molecule: messenger RNA, 915 nt
Organism: Prionailurus viverrinus (fishing cat)
Lineage: Eukaryota; Metazoa; Chordata; Mammalia; Carnivora; Felidae
Gene: TPMT
Product: thiopurine S-methyltransferase
Exons: 9
Coding region: 149-886 (245 amino acids)
Molecular function (GO): thiopurine S-methyltransferase activity
Source: RefSeq, a predicted model, not a curated record